Aspergillus eucalypticola CBS 122712 is the source of this 323-nucleotide messenger RNA. Its product is annotated as chitin binding peritrophin-A domain-containing protein. Bases 17 to 307 code for a protein of 96 amino acids. The transcript has a single exon. NCBI's taxonomy places the organism in Eukaryota, Fungi, Ascomycota, Eurotiomycetes, Eurotiales, Aspergillaceae. Gene Ontology annotation, cellular component: extracellular region. Gene Ontology annotation, molecular function: chitin binding. The record is from RefSeq and is a predicted model, not a curated record.
CUCCGGUGUCUUUGGGAUGUACUACGCCCUUCUCCCCAUUAUUACAGCACUCGUCUGCCUCCCUGCAAACGCCCAGGAUCAUGCUUCAGGCACCCCUGCCGGCCAUAUUGCAGAGGUAGUAUGCGCGACAGCAACUCAAGAAGUGGCUAACAUGCCAUAUCCUGGUGAUUGCACAAAAUGGAUAAAAUGCGACACCGAUUAUGCCGGCACCGCUACGGUUUAUACCUGCGAUGAAGGGUUAUGGUUUAGCUUUGAUGCCCAAACAUGUACCUGGCCGGACCAAUCAGGCUGCGUGGAUGCGGUGUGAACAUAAACCCAACCUU